This is a messenger RNA of Contarinia nasturtii (swede midge), 1868 nucleotides long. Its product is annotated as carboxypeptidase B-like. Lineage: Eukaryota; Metazoa; Arthropoda; Insecta; Diptera; Cecidomyiidae. Gene Ontology annotation, biological process: proteolysis. The transcript has 15 exons. The coding region runs from base 79 to 1782 and encodes 567 amino acids. Gene Ontology annotation, molecular function: metallocarboxypeptidase activity; zinc ion binding; protein binding. The record is from RefSeq and is a predicted model, not a curated record.
AGUUGAUUGAAAGAAUAACGUUGUAUAUAGUGCUCGUUCUACGAAAAGAAUAAACUGUUUUUAUCUUCAUCAUUUAAAAUGAUGUUAUUGUAUGCAUUUUCGGUGCUUCUCUUUACCGCACCACAAUGGGUAACUAUGAUAUCACGUGAAGACCAGGAGUUGAUUGUUGCAAGCAGCAUUGGCAAUACAGCGGCUGUGCAACAGCUCAUUGCCAAGGGUGCACAUGUUGAUGCCCACGAUAAUCUUGGCAUGACUGCGCUCCAUUGGGCCGCAGAAAAUGGUCAUGAAGAGACUGCUAAAAUACUAAUUGAAGUUGGAGCAAAGAUCAAUGCGAAAGAUUUUUUGCUAAAUACACCACUUCACAUUGCCUGUAGCCACGAUCAUUUCGACGUAAUAAAAUUACUUCUACAGAAAGGUGCUGACAUCAGUGAAGUGAACUUAAUGAACGUAGUCCCACUUGAUUUGUGCACUAUCAAAGAUCGACUCAAACCAACUAUAACACAAAUGAAAAUGAAAGGAACACAUUUCAUUGAUGCAGUUAAAAAAGGUGAUAUCCAAUUCGCUUUACGAUGCAUCGCGAAUGGUGUUAAUGUUAAUAUAAAAAGUAAUGGGAAAACAGCCCUUUAUGAAGCAAUUAUGACUGGUCAAAAGGAGUUAGCUUCAUGGCUCAUUGUCAAUGGAGCCAAUGUCUACGAAACAUAUCCAGAUGGAUUCACUUUAUAUAACUUGGCUGAAUCCAAAGGCAUGAUACUCCCGCGUGGAAUAGACCGCUUUGAAAUGAUCGAUACAGCAGAGCAACAUUUACAUCAAUGGCUUCAAGAAAAUCCCCCUCAAAAGGAAAUUGAACAACAUCAAAAACGAAAUGGUCAUAGUUUGACAUGGCAAGCUUAUCACAGUUUCAAUGAUAUCGUAUCAUUUUUAAAGUACUUAGCGAACAAAUAUUCUAAAUUGUGUACACUUCAAUACAUUGGAACAUCACACGAAAAUCGAUCACUUAUAGUUUUGAAAAUUUCGAAUGGUAAUCCGAGAAACAAAGCAAUUUGGAUUGAUGGUGGCAUACAUGCACGUGAAUGGAUUAGUCCGGCAGCGGUCACUUAUAUUGUAAACAAUUUUGUCCAGAACUGGAGUAAGCAGCCUGCACACGUUAAAAAUAUAAAUUGGUAUAUUUUGGCCGUUCACAAUCCAGAUGGUUAUGAAUAUUCACGUCAAAUUGGCAACCGAUUGUGGCGCAAAAAUCGAAAUCCAAAUGGAUUUAUUAGAUGUGCUGGAGUCGAUUUAAAUCGAAAUUAUGGAUUUGACUGGGGUAAAACUGGUUUCAUAGGAGACCCUUGCGAUGAUGAGUAUGGCGGCACUUGUGCUUUCUCCGAGCCUGAGACAGAAGCGGUUCGGAAUUUUUUUGAAAAAACGAAUGAAUUAUUCAGAGCUUUUCUCACAUUUCACAGUUUUGGCCAGUGUGUUUUGUAUCCAAUUAAUACUGAUUUUAAUGAAAUUGAUCGUAGAGAUUUGGUGCAAGUUGUCCUAAAAGGUGUAAAGCAAAUGCAAUUGGUUAAUAAGCAAGUGCACACGGUAGAAACAGAUGAUACACUUUAUUUGUCUCCCGGAUCGUCGGAAAGUUGGGCCAGAAGUCUUGGAAUCGAGUAUGCUUACACAAUUGAAUUGCGUGACAAAGGUCGAUAUGGAUUUCUUUUGCCAUCGAAUCAAAUCGAAGUGGCAGCGAGAGAAGCUCAAGCAUUCAUUUUGACUGUUACGCAAGCAAUAUUUCAAGGAAAUGCGAAAAAUUAAUUAAGAAAAAUUGACCAAACAAUAUGGAAUUGAAAUGUGAAUUAUUAAAUGAAAUAAAUAAUUUUUUGAAGUUUAUUCAGACCAAA